AUGGCGAGUCGGAGAACGUCGCAUAUUUUCCGGGUGACCGGCCUGUCGCGGGAACAGCCCGAUGACGAUCUGCAGACCGCAUUGCAAGAGACACUCCACGACAACCUCACCGACGACGAGAGACCGCAGAUCCAGGCGGAGAUCGCCGUCGUGCCCUCGUGCUAUGAGAGUGACACACAGAGGGUGGCGCUGGUGCAGUUUCGCGGUGGCGUGCCUCAGUUCCUUCAUGAGCUGAAAGUCGAUCCGCUGGAGGACUGGCAGGUCGAGAUGGGAGACACUGACAUCAGCUUUGACCGUCACUUCUUUGGGUUUACCCAGCUCUACGCGCCGGACGAGAAUAAACCAGUGGUUGCCGACAUCAUCGCCAUCACCGGGCUAGAUGGGCAUGCAUACGGCUCGUGGCAGGGCCGCGGGAAUCUCGGUCGGAUGUGGCUUCGGGACUUUCUGUCAAAGGAUUUGCCGCAGUGCCGGACCAUGAUCUAUGGGUACAACUCCAAGCUGUCGAGCCACGGGGUGGAUACGAUCCUCGACUACGGGCGGGAGCUGAUGGAGGAGAUCAAGAAGGUUCGGAAUACCAAGGAGUGCCUGGUGAGGGCGAUCCAAACAAUGGAGGGAGACCACCCGGCGAUCACAUCACUCUAUCGAGCCACGUACGGCAUGCUCCUAUUUGCCAUCCCCCAUAAAGGACUAGUGAUGGACGACAUCGAGCAGAUGCUGGGCGGGGACAAGAACCAUCCGCGGGGACAGUUGCUCCGGCAGAUCUCCAAUAAAUCGGACCUACUGAUCCACCAGCUGGUGGAUUUUAAAAACCUGAUCCGCGACCGGAAGGUAGUCAGCUUCUAUGAGACGGAGCAGACGAGGCGCUUAGUAUUGGACUCGGAAAGCGGACGAUGGAAACGCACAGGUGACUUCGUGACGACGGUUGGCGCAGACUCAGCUCUUCUUCAGCUCCCCGACCAUGAAGAGGAUAAGGUGCCGCUGCAUGCGGAUCACUCGAUGAUAGUCAAAUUUAACACGCGCAACGCGGCCGGCUACCAAACCGCACUUGAUCGAUUGCGACAGUUUGUCGAUGCCGCCCCAUCGGUAGUGGCGGCUCGGUUUGCGCAGACACGCCAGAAGCCCCAGCCUCAGUCCACAGUGCCACUUAAAAGAGACCCAAUGUUCGUGGGUCGUGAAGCUGUCAUCAGCGCGAUUAAGGAGAAACAUGGGGCGAUCGGCCAGCGACAUCAGCGGGUGGCAUUAGUCGGGUUGGCCGGUGUAGGAAAAACCCAGACAGCCAUCGAGUAUGCCUAUCGCGUGCGAGACUCUACACCGGACACGUGGGUUUUCUGGAUCCACGCUAGCAAUGCGGCGCGGUUCGAACAGGGCUACCAGGAGAUUGCCGCGGUGGCGGAGAUUCCGGGACGGGACGACCCGAAGGCAAACUUGCUCCAGCUUGUGUAUCGGUGGUUAUGUGAUGUACGCAAUGGGCGCUGGCUGACAGUGCUCGAUAAUGCGGAUGACGAUGGCGUUUUUUUCCGUGACAAUCCAUCGGAUGAACGAGGGCCACUGGUUCGGUUCCUGCCUCAGGUGGCGCAUGGAUCGAUGCUAAUCACAUCACGAAAUGAUCGUGCGGCACGGAAUCUGGUGGGGAGUGAUGGUGAUGUGAUCACAGUCCAGCCCAUGAACGAGGAAGAGUCGGUCGCGCUUUUAAAGUUAAGACUUCUGGAUCCUCCCUCUGAAGAGUCGCGAGAGGACGAGAGGGCACUGGUACAGGCCCUGGAAUAUAUCCCGCUGGCAAUUACGCAAGCAGGGUCCUAUAUUGCCAGCCGGUCACCUUUAAUUACCGUCUCGGCAUACCUUCGGCUUUUCCAUGAGAGCGAGCCGAAGCGGAUGCGGCUGCUCCAGACUAAGGAUUCCACAGAUCUCCGGCGUGAUCCCAGCAUUCGAUAUGCGGUGAUCACAACAUGGCAACUAUCAUUCAAGCAAAUCCGUCAGGAGCAGCCUACGGCAACCGAUCUCCUAGCGUUGAUGAGUAUGUUCGAUCGGCAGGGCAUCCCCGAAGAUCUGGUGCGCGACUCUGAUCAAGAUGAGCUUGACUUUCACGAUGCAUUGGCGCCGCUUCUCAGCUAUUCUCUGGUCCGGUUGGAAAUAAAUGAACGGUUGUUUGACAUGCACCGGCUCGUGCAGUUAUCAGUCCGGGCGUGGCUGCAGCAGCACCAGCAGCUCCAGAGCUGGCAGAUCAAAUUACGCGAGAUUAUGGCGCGGGUAUUCCCCGAUGGCAACUACGAAAGCUGGAGGCAAUGUCGAAGGCUCCUUGCGCAUGCCAAGAGUGUGCUGACGUCUACCAAUGACGCAGGCAAUAACGACCAAUUGAAUGCCGCUACCCUCUCCUCUCGUUGUGGGUGGUUUCUGGAACUUCAAGGAGCAUAUGAGGAGGCUGCAUCGAUGCAUCGACGGGCGCUGGAGGCACGAGAGAAGGUGCUCGGACGUGAGCAUUCCUUCACGCUCACCAGUGUUAGUCACUUUGGCUUAGUCCUCUCCAGGCAAGGGAAAUAUGAAGCGGCGGAAGCGAUGCAUCGGCGGGCGGUGGAAGGAUAUGAGAAGGUGCUUGGACGUGAGCAUCCCUUCACGCUCACCAGUGUCAACAACCUUGGCAGUGUGCUUGAGAGCCAAGGGAAAUAUAAAGCGGCGGAAGCGACGCAUCGGCGGGCGGUGGAAGGAUGUGAGAAGGUGCUUGGACGUGAGCAUCCCUCCACGCUCACCAGUGUCAACAACCUUGGCAGUGUGCUUGGCAGCCAAAGGAAAUAUGAAGAGGCAGAAGCAGUAUUUCGACGGGCGCUGGAAGCGAGUGAGAAGGUGCUUGGAGAUGAACAUCCCUCCACGCUCACCAGUGUCAGCAACCUUGGCAGUGUGCUUAACAGGCAAGGGAAAUAUGAAGAGGCGGAAGCGAUGCAUCGACGAGCGGUGGAAGGAUAUGAGAAGGUGCUUGGACGUGAGCAUCCUGACACGCUCACCAGUCUGGACAAUCUUGGCGGUGUGCUCUCCAGCCAAGGAAAAUAUGGAGAGGCGGAAGCAGUACAUCGACGCGACCUAGAACUGAGUGACGUGGUCCUUGGGCGUGAGCAUCCUGACACGCUCACCAGUGUCAACAACCUUGGCUUAGUGCUUGGCAGCCAAGGCAAAUACGAAGAGGCAGAAGCGAUGCAUCGACGGGCGCUGGAAGCGAGUGAGAAGGUGUUUGGAGAUGAACAUCCCUCCACGCUCACCAGUGUCAACAACCUUGGAUUAGUGCUAUCCAGCCAAGGAAAAUAUGAAGAGGCGGAAGCGAUGCAUCGACGGGUGUUAGAAGCACGAGAGGAGCUGCUUGGACGUGAGCAUCCCGACACGCUCACCAGUGUCAACAACCUUGGAUUAGUGCUAUCCAGCCAAGGAAAAUAUGAAGAGGCGGAAGCGAUGCAUCGACGGGUGUUAGAAGCACGAGAGGAGCUGCUUGGACGUGAGCAUCCCGACACGCUCACCAGUGUCAGCAACCUUGGCAGUGUGCUUGACAGGCAAGGGAAAUAUGAAGAGGCGGAAGCGAUGCAUCGACGGGUGUUAGAAGCACGAGAGGAGCUGCUUGGACGUGAGCAUCCCGACACGCUCACCAGUGUCAGCAACCUUGGCAGUGUGCUUGACAGGCAAGGGAAAUAUGAAGAGGCGGAAGCGUUGCAUCGACGGGCGCUGGAAGCACGAGAGAGGGUGCUUGGAGCCAAGCAUCCUGCCACGCUUAUCAGUGUCAACAACCUUGGGUUAGUGCUCUCCAGGCAGGGGAGAUAUGAAGAGGUGGGAGCGAUUCAUCGACAGGCAUUUGGAUGA
Molecule: messenger RNA, 3837 nt
Organism: Aspergillus terreus NIH2624
Lineage: Eukaryota; Fungi; Ascomycota; Eurotiomycetes; Eurotiales; Aspergillaceae
Exons: 6
Coding region: 1-3837 (1278 amino acids)
Cellular component (GO): kinesin complex
Molecular function (GO): protein binding
Source: RefSeq, a predicted model, not a curated record